GUAGGCUCAGGUGGGGAUGCGUCAGCCCCUGAUCGCCCAUGGAUCGCCGAGGGGGCCCGACGGCCCAGUCCGUCCAGGAACGUGCGGAUUCGCACUCAGGGGGCCUCUCGCCGAUCUGCCGGCGAUGCACUGGCGAGGCUGGUGCCCCCAGAGCGUUCCCCCUCAAGGGGGAAGGGGUGGGUGUGGAAUUUGACGCGCGGGUGCAACCAGCGCCUCCUGACGUGCGCUCUCUCCCGCAGCCAUGUCCUCCGGUGCCACUUGCGACGACGAGUGCCAGAAGAAGUUCGAGCAGAUCAAGAUGAAGAAGGAUUUGCGUUACGUCAUCUACUGUAUCGAAGACAAGAAGACCAUCAAAUUCGAAAAGGAAGGGGAAGUCGAUAAGACGUUCGACGACUUCAAAAAGGCGUUGCCAGAAGAUCAGCCAAGGUACGCCGUUAUUGAUUACCCCUAUAAGUCCGAGGACGGCAGGGAUCAGUCGAAGCUGACCUUCGUGUUCUGGUCACCCGACACCUGCGGUGUGAAGGACAAGAUGCUGUACGCGAGUUCUAAGGACGCCAUCAAGAAGAAGCUCACGGGUAUCAUGAAGGAGAUGCAGUGCAACGACGAAGGGGACCUCGAUGAGGAAAAUUUCAACAAGAAGAUGCUCGAGAAGUGAACACGUGACCCGGCGCGGGAGAAGCCGUGACGCGGGCACAGGAUCACGGUCCCGUUUUGAGAGGAGGGAGGAGACGGAGGGAUGCGGGGAGCAGCCGCGGAGGGAUCAGGGGCCGGUCGCCGCCCGCCAUUCGACCUCCAAUUCGUGCAGGCUGGCCGUGCUGGGCUGGCCCGCUGGCGCGGCGGGCUCCAGCAGUUAGGCCCGGCGGGCGUCCAGCAUGGGGCAAAAUUUCCGGUGUGUGUGUGUGCGUGUGUGUGUGUGUGUGUGUGUGUGUGUGUGUGUGUGUGUGCG
Prorocentrum cordatum is the source of this 946-nucleotide messenger RNA. The record is from the annotation of a GenBank genome assembly. Lineage: Eukaryota; Dinophyceae; Prorocentrales; Prorocentraceae.